Molecule: messenger RNA, 705 nt
Organism: Malassezia sympodialis ATCC 42132
Lineage: Eukaryota; Fungi; Basidiomycota; Malasseziomycetes; Malasseziales; Malasseziaceae
Exons: 3
Coding region: 1-705 (234 amino acids)
Biological process (GO): CDP-choline pathway
Cellular component (GO): nuclear envelope
Molecular function (GO): phosphatidylcholine binding; choline-phosphate cytidylyltransferase activity
Source: RefSeq, a predicted model, not a curated record
AUGGACUUUCCUGCGCCCGUGUCGCGGGCACGGACCGUUCGGGCGGGCGCCUCGCCGGAAGACACGGCACCGAAAGAGGCAGCGUCCGUCUCUUUCCAUGCGCUGAUGGGCCAGCCCACUCCCGCGGAGACGGCUCUCGCUCCUAUCCCAUCUUCGAUAUACGAGCCUGAUCCUGCGCGUCCUUACCGCAUUAAUCCCCCGCCGACGGGUCGGCCCAUUCGUAUUUAUGCGGAUGGGGUCUAUGACCUCUUUCAUUAUGCUCAUGCACUCCAACUCCGGCAGGCCAAGCUCUCGUUCCCCUCUGUGCACCUGAUUGUCGGUGUGGUAUCUUCGGAUCUUUGCGCCGAGCACAAGAACCGUCCCCUUAUGCACUCGAAGGAGCGCUACGAGGCAGUGCGGAACUGCCGCUGGGUGGAUGAGGUUCUAGAGGAUGCUCCCUGGGUCAUUAACCAGGGCAUGAUCGACCAGCUCCAAAUCGAUUAUGUCGCCCACGACGAGCUUCCUUACGCCAUGGCCUCAUCGGGCGCCGCCAGCGACGAUGUGUACGAUUGGCUCAAGACCGCUGGCAAGUUCCUCCCUACGCGCCGCACCGAGGGUGUAAGCACGAGUGACCUAAUUGCGCGUAUGGUGAGCAUGUAUCGCCAAGGUGACCUGGACGGCAAGUUGACCAAGAUGGGCGAAACGGAGUUGGUGUCUUCUAGAUAA